AUGCUCAGCCCUGAUCGCUUAGCACAGGUGAGUGCGCAGUUUACGGGCACCAUCACCCAAGUGCCCCCCAUGCACAGUGCGCUAAAAAAAGAUGGCAAAGCUCUCUACGAAUACGCCCGCGCGGGCAAAGUGAUCGAGCGCGAAGCACGUCCCGUCACCAUUCAUGCCCUGCGCCUCGUGGCACAAAAUAGUCAAUCUAUUCAGAUAGAUGCGACAGUCAGCAAGGGCACCUAUAUUCGCACCUUGGGAGAGGAUAUAGGCACAGCUUUGGGCUGCGGCGCGCACCUCACGGCCCUGCGACGGGUGCAAACGGGCGACUUCUCCGUGGCCCAAGCCAUCAGCCUGGACGAUUUGGCAGCCCUGAGCGAGGCUGAGCGCCUGGGCCGCCUGCUGCCCGUGGACAGCCUCUUGGGCGGUUUUACCCCCAUCACUUUGGAUGCAGAAAACGCAGGGCGCUUU
Darwinula stevensoni is the source of this 459-nucleotide messenger RNA. NCBI's taxonomy places the organism in Eukaryota, Metazoa, Arthropoda, Ostracoda, Podocopida, Darwinulidae. The record is from the annotation of a GenBank genome assembly.